CAUUAUUAAAACCCACAAGCUGUAGACUAAAAUUGCACAAGUAACAGGAUUUGUGUUAAUUCUCUUCUUAUUUGGCAGAGUAACUAACAAUAAUGACAGAAGAGGUAAAAAGCGAAGAAAAAGGAGUAGUUGGAGAUGAUGUGGACUUUUUGUAUGAAGCAAUGUAUAAGCGAGAUCCCAAGAAGCGUCGUGUCAAGCCUGUUGAGCGUCAUCUACUCCAGCUGGAUUUUGGUAUGAGUGACAGUGAGAGUGACAGUGACUUUGAGAUUAAUGAACAUGAAGAACCAGAUUCAGCAGGAUCAGCAGCUGAGAUGGAGGAUGGGGACGACGGGAGCAGUGAAGGAGACGGGGAGUUUGACGAUGAAGAUGAGGAGGAUAAUGAUGAGGAGGGGGAUGAGGAUUCUGGCCGAGAAGUGACAGACUCAGGCAGUGAGAAGAAAACCAGUAUUGGUGAACUCAUCACCAAGGCCAGGCUAGGCAGCAGCAAAGUCACUGACAAGACUGGUUCUGGUGACAAGCCAUCAGCAAAGCUGAAGAUGCUGAUAUGUGCAGUCUGCUUAGGGGAAGUGAGCAUUGACAGUGAUGAGAUCGUGGAGUGUGACAGCUGUGGUAUCGGGGUUCAUGAAGGUUGCUAUGGUGAAAUCUUAUCGGACUCUGACUCCACCAGCAGCGUACAGACGGCCAGCUCCACUGAGCCAUGGUUCUGUGACACCUGUAAAGCAGGCAUUGCCAAUGCUACGUGUGAGCUGUGCCCUAACUCUGGGGGGAUCUUCAAGGAAACUGAUGCUGGAAGGUGGGUUCAUGUGGUGUGUGCCCUCUACGUCCCUGGGGUAGCGUUUGCAGACGUUGAGAAGCUACGCUGGGUCACUCUGUCCGAGAUGCCGACAGGAAAGUGGGGCGUCAGGACGUGUGUUUACUGUGAGGAUGAGCGAUUUAGCCGGACUGGGAUAUGUAUCUCCUGCGAUGCUGGGAUGUGUCGCAACUACUUCCAUGUCACUUGUGGUCAGCGUGAAGGAAUCUUGUCUGAAGCGUCCCCAGAAGAAGACAUAGCUGAUCCAUUCUACGCUUACUGCAAACUCCACGUAGAGAAGUCCAGCAUGCGCUACCGCCGCCAGAACUACCUGGCCAUCCAGUCUCAGCUGAAACGAUUCAAAGAGCGGAAACCGGACGACCCAAUCAGCCAGGAACGUAUCACCGAGAAACUCAAACGAUGGCAGGACAAGUACAAGGCGUCCAAAGUCAAGAAACCUAGCCCUUGGGUUCCUACUGAAAAGGUCCCUCGUCUCCUGACCACCAGUCCUUCGGCUAUCCGUCACCUGAUGAAGAAGGCCGAACUCCUGGGAAUUAACACGGAAUCCCAGCACCAAACCCACGUCAAGGAGUCCAGCGAUGUACGCAGGAAGUGGCACAUACCACCGGCGUUCACCGGCGAGUUUGUCAACUAUUAUCUCGACCGAGAUGUUCGGAUGUCCGGUCUCAAGAACAGACUGGGCGAAUCGAUGCGAGUCAAUGAACGUUUGCAGGCAGAGCAGGUCACACUGAGAGGCCUCUAUGACAAGCUUUCCAGCGAAGUGGAAUCCUUACGCAUCAGCACUGCCAAGCAGAGGAUGGAAGGCCAGUCGCUAUGGAAGAUGCUGGUCACCAUGGGGCUCAAGAAACAGCCCAUGCCGGAGGCUAUCAAGAGCCCUCGGGCUAAGAAGAUACCGACCAAGAAAGAGGGGCCGAAGUCACCCGCAGUCAUACACUAUUGUGGCAUAUGUGAGCAGUCGACAGACCAGCACCAACUGGCUCUGUGUGAUACCUGCAAGAAGCAUUAUCACCUGGGUUGCUUGGAUCCACCGCUGAGCCGUAUGCCCAAGAAAACUGCCUUCAGUGGAUGGCAAUGCUCGGAGUGUGUCACCUCCUCCAGUGACACCUCCAUGGCUGAGACAGUGGAAGGCGAAGACGGUGACGAAGCAGUGAGACGCAAAAGACGAAUCAUCCGAGAACCUAAUAAAUUCACCCCUCCCGUCGAUGGCAAAGGCAGUCAGAAAAAGUUGGCCUCCAAGGGGAAAAGAAAAGGCAAGAGAGGUAUGAAACGGAAACUGAAACUGGCUAAGGAGGAGGCAGAAGAUGAAGAUGGCAACUCGGUCAAGGAUGAGAAUGAACCACCCAAGGCAAAACGAGAGCGCUCAACCCAACGCAAGCUGCCGGUACGAGAAACCAAGGGGACGUGCUGCAAAUGCAACAAAGAGGGCGAUACUAACAGCAUCGUCAGAUGUGACCAAUGUAAGAAGUUCUACCAUUUCAGCUGCCUGGAUCCUCCGUGUAAGAAAUGUCCCAAGAAGUUUGGCUACAUGUGGUACUGUACAGACUGCGACACUGGCUCUUCAACGGAGGAAGAAUGUGAGGAUCACCAGGAGCAAGAUGAUGAACCAACCACACCCGACAACAAGCAACCAGCCACACCCGACAACAAGCAACCAGCCACACCCAGCAACAAACCAACUAAAGGGAAAUCGGCGACUGGGAAUUCAAAGACGGGUUCCCCUGGUAAGAGCAGUCCGGCAAGUACCAAAAUCAGCCCAAACGGGGAGAACAAAGGUAGCCCAGAUGGGAACAAGGCUAACAUGGGUGCAAGUACCUGUAGCCCAAAUGGGAACAAGCUCAACCCAAAUGGGAACAAGUCCAGCCCAAAUGGGAACAAGCCGAGCCCAAAUGGGAACAAGCCGAGCCCAAAUAGGAACAAAGCCCGGAAGGGAAAUGGGAGCCCCAGGGGAAGCAAAGCAAGCCCCAACAACAAAACUCCCAACGGCAAGAAAGGAAGCCCAAAUGGUACUAGUAGCCCAAGUGAGAAUAAAGCUAGCCUGGCUGGCAGUAAAGCCAGUUCGGGGAAAGGCAAAAAUAGUCCAGGGGGAAGGAGAUCUAGCCCAGCUGGGAGUAAGGAAAACCAGGCUAGCGACAGCAAAAGUCCUGCUGCUAACAAGCGAAGCCCUCCAAAGAAGUAAAGACAAUUCCGAAAAUAGAAUCCCAUAAAAAUACAAAAUAAAUGUUUUAAUAGUUUGAAAUGUUGGCUGCUUUCUGUCAAUUUUUACUUAAGCAAAUCUUUUCCAAUUUACAAUUGAGCAAAUCUUUUCCAAUUUUGUUUUUUAAGAACUGAUAUCCACAUUGUCAGACUUUGUUUUAAUUUAUAAUUUUCAACGCUUUUAAUUUGAUAUAUUUCAUGUGUAAACUUCCAGCAAUUAUUGACACGACAUUAAGAUAAUUACAAUAAUGGUCAAUUCAAAUAAAGGUCAAAUUUUGCAAUUUAUUCAUUGAUUAGAAACAGAACAUGGCUGUGUCCCACUUCUUUACAAAAACUGCAUGUUGUUGACACAAACAAGGCAGACAUUCUCUAGGAAAAAGCAAAAGACAACUUGAGAAACAUACGUCAACAAUAUGAGAACAAAAUAUCGCAAAGACACUUUGGUGGCCAUUUUGUCAUUUGUAUUUAUGUGCAUUAAACUUACUUAGGUGUAAAAGCUGCGAAUGCCUCAAACAUGCUACGAAUGUGUCUUUUUCUGUGUCAAAGCCUGGGACGAGUUUUUGCCUUGACAUGGUCCACACACAUCUGCAAAGCUGACAACAUCCUUGUAGUUGCAUGCCAACCCAUUAACACCUGCAACUACAUUAUAUUACAUUAUAUUUGUUUACUGAACAAUCCCACAGUGCUGGGGCAGGUUGGGGCAGUACAGGAAGUAACAGGCAGGGCAGGUGGGGUGGGCAGUUGCGUUCCAAUCGCAUUAUGUUUAUCGUGUUCACGAGUUCACUAGUCGUAUUAUAGCAAUCUUAUUGCCUGGUAACUCGUAUUCACCAGUGGUGAACUGGAGGCAGAAUUUUCUUCUCGAGUUCACGACUUGAUGAAAAUACUAGCGGGGUCAAUGUGCAUGAAGGCCUGUGUGCGUGCGUGUUGGCGAGUAGCAAUAGAAUGCAACCCACUCGUGAACUAGGAGUAAUUCAUGGUUAACUCGAUAAACACGACGCGCUUGGAACACAGCAUAACAGGCAGGGCAGUUUAGGGCGGUACAGGGAGUAACAGACGGAGCAGUUUUGGACGGUACAGGGAGUAGGCAAGGCGUUUUGGGAUGGUUUGGGGACAGACGAGUUAAAGUGCGGCAUAUAACCCUAUAUAUUCAGGGUACAGCACUGAUAAUGGCAUCUACCACUAAAAAAUACUAAUAAUACAAGAGAAAUCCUUUUUUGGUUACACAAUUUACUCCAUGCUUCACUUGCCAAAUAAGCUUGCCAUAAAAAGAUACUCUUGUGUUUAAACAUACAUUACGUAAUUUUUGUUUUCAGUUCUUGCCUUCUGUUUACUUCAGACUGUGAUGACUUCACAAGAUAUUGUUAAGUGGAUGAAAUUUUGGAGUCUGGAGUUAAGAUACUGAAUAUGUACAUGUGAACAAUUUAGAGUUGUUAGUCAAACAGUAGAUAUAUCUUGUUCGCAAUUUAAUAAAAUAAACUCUGCCAAAAAUUGGCAUAAACAAGACUUCUAUCAUUUACAGUCAUACUUUCAGUACAACUUUGGUAAGUGUUACAGUUUAGAAAUAUUAGCAUUUAGACAGCAAACUACAAAAGCAGUCAGUUGUUUGAUUACGCACUUAAAAAGUGCUUUGGUUUUCACUCAUAGGAAUCAGAAAAGCUUUUUGUGCUCACUAGCUUUAGAUUUGAAUUUGUAGAGAAAUUUAUGUCACAAAAAAUGUUUUGUUCUUGUAACACUGUCGUAGUGCUGUUAUAAUGUGAAAUGCAUUUUAAUAAAUGCCUCGAAAUUCACA
Patiria miniata (bat star) is the source of this 4793-nucleotide messenger RNA. It is a transcript of the gene phf14, whose product is annotated as PHD finger protein 14-like. The coding region runs from base 93 to 2987 and encodes 964 amino acids. NCBI's taxonomy places the organism in Eukaryota, Metazoa, Echinodermata, Asteroidea, Valvatida, Asterinidae. The transcript has 20 exons. The record is from RefSeq and is a predicted model, not a curated record. Gene Ontology annotation, biological process: regulation of transcription by RNA polymerase II.